AUGUGGGGCAGACAAAACCGGCGUCGUCCGAUGCCGUUGCCGGAGGGGUGGUUCGCUGCGGAGGCAGAAGGCCGCGUCUACUAUUAUUCUACAACUGGUGCUACAACGUGGGAACGCCCAACCUUGCCCGCCCUCCCUGCGAGACCUACGCCGGCUGAACAUGCAUCUAGGAAACAAUCCAACAUCGCUCUACAAAGCAUCAUUGACGACAUCAUGAACUCCCAGGAGGAAACGCCUUCCGACGUUCGGAACAGUGACACCCCCUCGACUCCUCACCCCUCUGCUGACCAAACGGAGGCGAAACCAAAGGAUGGCGAGAAGUGGCGCAAGCUUCCGUUGGAGAAACAGAAGCGCAUUUACGAAAACACCCUUUUCCCUAUCAUCAAGCCUGUCGUGGACAGUUACAAGAACAAAAUCCCCCGUGACGAUCUGAAGCGGUUCGCCAAGGAGAUCUCAAAGAAGAUGGUCGAAAGCGACUACAAGAAGAAUCGCGUCACCGACCCCACAGUCAUGAUCUCUGCCAAGCACGAGAAAACCGUGAAGGGUUACUGCAAGUCCUACUUCCAAAAGGCCGCGGAGAAGCACGCCGCUCGUGCCAGAGAGAAGUCGCAAUCCGCCCAGUCCCAGGGUGCAACCACCAACACCGGAACCGAGGAGCCCAACACAGACACCAAGAUGUCCGGUGAUGACACUCCGGCUGUUGAUGGCGCGAGCUCUCCCAUGCCAUACGACGACCUCAAGCGCAAGCGUGGCUCCGUUACGUCUUUCGAUGGCUCCAUGGAUGGGAACAGUUCUCCCUACAAGCAGCAGAAGUCGAUCCCUCCGCCACCUCCCCCUCCCCCUCCUCCAGCCGGUGCUCCGAUGGACUACGCCGGCGAUUAUGACAUGGAUAACGACAUGGAUAACGGCGGUGAAGAAAUAUCUCCCGAGCACAAUGCCAUGGAGCAUAGUGCCAUGGAGACAGGCCCGUAA
Messenger RNA from Penicillium bovifimosum, 972 nucleotides. RefSeq lists its product as uncharacterized. Gene Ontology annotation, molecular function: protein binding. Gene Ontology annotation, cellular component: chromosome. The transcript has 3 exons. The record is from RefSeq and is a predicted model, not a curated record. Lineage: Eukaryota; Fungi; Ascomycota; Eurotiomycetes; Eurotiales; Aspergillaceae. Bases 1 to 972 code for a protein of 323 amino acids. Gene Ontology annotation, biological process: regulation of DNA-templated transcription.